UAAAGAUCAAUACAUGGACGCUUUUUCAAUCAAUACAAUUACCCAUCAUGGAAACCAGAAAACAAGAACGGGUCAUUUAAAGGUUUACAUUUCUACACACUUAUGCAUUAUUACUGACAUAUUCAAAUUAAAUGUUGGAUUUAACCUUAGUUUUAGGGUAAUAGAAGAAAACCACAGAGCUGAGAAAAAGAGCACAGCACAAAAAUGGUAACAGCUGCGAAUAAAGAGAAAUCCGUCGAUAGCCUUUGUUGUAGUUUUGCAUUUUUUCUUGUAUGCGCAUGCAUGUUUUUUGUACUGGGAGGAAUUGGCAUUCAAUAUUUUUCUAACGAUGAGACAUGGGAUACUAGUAAAUGGUACCAGUUGUACAUCGGCGCCUUUGUUAUAGCUCCAGUGGCGCUGUUAAAUUCUCUAUGGGCAUGCAUCACUGUAACCAAAGUGAGGGAAAACAAACAGAAAGAGAUUGAUGAUUCAAUUGGAUGCAUAUGGUUAUUGCUUUUCUUAGCUGCUGCUGCAUUUGUUGUCGGUGCAGUUUUCCUUGGUGGUUUUUCUGAACAUUCAAGGGCUUUGCAUGAAUGUGAACGAAAUGAAACGAAGGCUUUAAUCACGACCAGUUUAGAAGAUCACUGUAGUGAUGCUACAUACAAAGCGUUUUGCAUUUGCUUCAUUGUUGGUCUAGUCCUUUUUGGUUUAACUACUUUAUGUAGUUGUUCAUUCCGAUCAAAAGAAAAUGAGAAACUACAUUCACGUUCACACCAGGUGGCGCCAAAGACGUCAGCACCGAAGGCAGUACCAGCCGUCAACAAGUCAGAUAACAAAGGAAAUCUAGAAAAUGAUCAACUUAAGACACAAAAUCAGACUUUGACAGGAGAAAAAGAAAAACUUAACAAACAGUUGAAGGAAACAAAAAAUCAGAACAAUUCGCUCAAAGACCAGGUAACAGUGCUUCAAAAAGAACUAACGGAGAUAAAAGAGUUAAAUUUACAGCUUCAAAUGCAGCUCACCAAGGCUAAAGAAACACCACAACGGUUAGAUUCUGAAGAUCUGUACAAUAGGGAAAGCUAUAAUCAGCCGCCUCCAUUAGCUUACACAAAUAUACCUUCAACAGCCUGGACAGUUGGUAGUCCCCCAUCUGCUCCUCCGCCGGAAUAUAGUGAAGUACCAAAUAAAUAUUGACACGUGUUGAAGUCAAGUAAAUAUUGACACGUGGAGUAGUCACUAUAAUAUUGACAAGUGUUGUGGACAAUAAGAUAUUGACACGUGUUGUAGUCCCUAUAUUAUUGACAAGUGUUUUGGACAAUAAAAUAUUGACACGUGUUGUAGCCGAGUUAAUAUUGACACGUGUUGUAGCCAGGUAUAUAAUGACACGUUGUCAUGUUUGUAGUGUUAAAUUAAAUUAAAUAUUCACACAUGAA
Mytilus californianus (California mussel) is the source of this 1412-nucleotide messenger RNA. RefSeq lists its product as uncharacterized. The transcript is spliced from 5 exons. The coding region runs from base 205 to 1173 and encodes 322 amino acids. Lineage: Eukaryota; Metazoa; Mollusca; Bivalvia; Mytilida; Mytilidae. The record is from RefSeq and is a predicted model, not a curated record.